AUGUAUGUGAAUGUUGUGGAAAGUAGAAGUGUUGCCUGGCGCAACCACACUGCAUUUUUCCCGCAAUUCUGCUGCUUCGGCGGUUCUGCCCUUGUGAUUUCGGUGAUCUGCGUCUCCUCAUAAACCCAAAUUAUCCCCCAAAUGGACGACGACGGAAUUCCGGAGAACGAAAGGUUGCAGAUCGAGCAGAUUAUGGAGCUGGAAUCGGAGGAAUUACAGGUUGAAGAAGUGGACGAUGAGGGUUUGUCUGAGGAUGAUCAUCAUCAAGCUUUCAUGCAAACUUCUCUGUCUGGUGACUAUACAUACAACACAUCCUUAGUUGCCUUGCAUUCAUAUCUUGGUGCUGUUGAAGACACACAUAAUAGGGUGGCAUUUUUGGAUGGUGGCGCUGUGCUAACCCUUCCCCUGUUUUACUUGGAAGGAGUUGUUUUAUUCCCGGAGGCGACACUUCCUCUUAGAGUGAUUUUCCCAAAUUUGAUAGCUGGUAUUGAUAAAGCGAUGAGCCAAGUCAAUGCUCCUCACACAAUUGGAGUGGUGCGUGUUUACAGAGAUGUUAACACCGGAAGAACAAAGUUUUCAACAACUGGCACCACUGCUGAGAUUCGGCAAUACAGGAGGCUCGAAGAUGGUUCAGUAAAUAUUGUUGCCCGUGGACAGCAGCGAUUUAUCCUGAAACGUCGAUGGAUUGAUGCAGGAGGAUCACUAUGUGGACAAGUUCAUAUCAUUGAGGAAGAUACUCCAUUAAGAACACCACGGGAAGCUGUUGGUAGGCUAGCACCAUUGAGAAACUCAUUGGCUAAGAAUAUCUCAAGAAAGACACCUUUAGAUGGUUCUCAGCAUACUGGUCGUGACAGUUAUGAAGGCAUUGAUUCUGACACAAUGUCAGAAGGAAGUUUUGAAGGUGAACUUUCAUCAACAGAAAGAAGACUGCACCGAUAUGCUCUUGUCUCUAGUCAUGGCUCUGAUAUAUAUGAUGAAACUUCAAGUAGUGAUGAUGAGAAAUUUGAACACCAUUUAGAGUUACAAGCUGGACCAUCUCCGCUAGACAAUUACACUAGGUCAGUGCAUUCAGAAUAUAGCAAACAGAAUGCAGAUGACUGUAAAGUUGGGAAGAGACCUUUAUCAAAUGUUCAACUUUGUAAUAAGUACACGUUGAACCAGCUACGUGAUGCUCAAACAGCCUUCUGGCCUAGUUGGGUCUACAACAUGUACGAUGCUUAUUCACUUGCUAGGAGGUUAGCAGAUCGGUGGAAACAGAUUGUUAAAACACCAAGUAUGGAUGGCUUUGUCAUGAAGCCACAUCUUCUUUCCUUCCACAUUGCAAGUAAAAUUCCAAUAUCUGAAUCAGCCCGGCAGGCACUCUUGGAGAUUGAUGGCACAUCUUAUAGACUGCGGAAGGAGAUUGAACUGCUUGAAAGCUUUGAUAAAAUAAAAUGUAAAACUUGCCAGAAUCUCAUUGCGAAGAGAAGUGACAUGUUGGUCAUGUCUAGUGAUGGCCCAGUCGGUGCAUAUGCAAAUCCACAUGGUUUUGUGCAUGAGGUGUUGACACUGAUGAGAACAAAUGGAAUAGCAGUGACUGGGCAUCCAGUGAAGGAAUAUAGUUGGUUUCCCGGUUAUGCAUGGUCAAUCGCCGAAUGCAUCACGUGUGGCGAGCAUUUGGGUUGGUACUUUUCGGCCAUAACGAGGAGUAUGCGGCCCCGGGGCUUCUGGGGCAUAAGGAGUUCCCAAGUUGCGGAUGGGGUACAAUGAACACAAACACACUAUACUCAGCAGCUUCAGGUAUGUCUAUAUAUAUGUCGUAAAAAGUUUGAUAGGAGAGGGUACUUGAAGGUUUUAUGAUGUCUUAAUCUCUAUGCCUCUGAUUUGCUCAUAUCUCGUGCAAAGCAAAUCAAAUCAAAACUUCAGAUAUUGUGAAGCUAGAUGUUAUAUGCGAUUUCUGCAAUUUUAUUACUUAGUAAAUUCAAAUGUUUAUUUGAUGCUCA
Messenger RNA from Andrographis paniculata, 1982 nucleotides. RefSeq lists its product as uncharacterized. The record is from RefSeq and is a predicted model, not a curated record. Gene Ontology annotation, cellular component: Cul4A-RING E3 ubiquitin ligase complex. Gene Ontology annotation, biological process: protein ubiquitination. The coding region runs from base 142 to 1749 and encodes 535 amino acids. The transcript has 10 exons. NCBI's taxonomy places the organism in Eukaryota, Viridiplantae, Streptophyta, Magnoliopsida, Lamiales, Acanthaceae.